AAGGCUCUGCAGUCUGGGACAGUAGGGAAGGAGCCAGCGGCCUGUUGCUCAGAAGGGCUGUUCCAGUGUCAGCCGAGCCAUGCCUAGGUACACGGUGCACGUGCGUGGGGAAUGGCUGGCGGUACCCUGCAAGGACGGGAAGCUCUCUGUAGGCUGGCUGGGCCGCGAGGCUGUGAGGCGCUACAUGAAGAACAAACCGGACAAUGGCGGCUUCGCCUCGGUGGAUGAAGUGCGCUUCCUCGUGCGCCGGUGCAAGGGCCUGGGCCUGCUGGACAAUGAGGACCUGCUGGAGGUGGCCUUGGAGGACAAUGAGUUCGUAGAAGUGGUCAUUGAAGGCGAUGUAAUGUCUCCCGACUUCAUUCCCUCGCAGCCGGAAGGAGUUUUCCUAUACAGCAAAUACCGGGAGCCCGAAAAGUACAUUGCCUUGGAUGGGGACAGUCUGAGCACAGAGGAUCUGGUCAACCUGGGGAAGGGGCGUUACAAGAUAAAGCUCACUUCAACUGCCGAGAAGAAGGUGCAGCAGUCCAGGGAAGUCAUCGACAGCAUCAUAAAAGAAAAGACAGUUGUGUACGGCAUCACCACAGGUUUUGGGAAGUUUGCCAGAACUGUAAUCCCCGUCCAUAAGCUACAGGAGCUUCAGGUCAACUUGGUUCGUUCCCAUUCUUCAGGUGUUGGGAAGCCACUCAGCCCUGAAAGGUGUCGGAUGCUCUUGGCUUUGAGGAUUAACGUUUUAGCUAAAGGAUACAGCGGGAUUUCCUUGGAGACCCUGAAACAAGUUAUUGAAGUGUUUAAUGCCUCCUGCCUGUCAUACGUUCCAGAGAAAGGAACUGUGGGUGCCAGUGGAGAUCUUGCGCCUCUCUCUCAUCUUGCUCUGGGACUCAUUGGAGAAGGAAAGAUGUGGUCCCCAAAGAGCGGCUGGGCUGAUGCUAAAUACGUCCUAGAAGCCCACGGGUUGAAACCAGUUGUUCUGAAACCAAAAGAGGGCCUGGCACUCAUUAACGGGACCCAGAUGAUCACUUCCCUGGGCUGCGAGGCCGUGGAGCGAGCCAGCGCCAUUGCCCGGCAGGCUGACAUUGUGGCUGCCUUGACCCUCGAGGUGCUGAAGGGCACCACCAAAGCCUUCGAUACUGACAUUCAUGCUGUCCGCCCUCACCGCGGGCAAAUUGAAGUCGCUUUCCGGUUCCGGUCCCUCUUGGACUCGGAUCACCACCCAUCAGAAAUCGCAGAAAGCCACAGGUUCUGCGAUCGUGUCCAAGAUGCAUACACCUUGCGCUGCUGUCCACAGGUCCACGGCGUGGUGAAUGAUACCAUAGCGUUUGUGAAGGACAUCAUUACUACAGAACUGAACAGUGCUACAGACAAUCCUAUGGUCUUUGCCAGUCGAGGAGAGACGAUUUCGGGAGGAAACUUCCACGGUGAAUACCCAGCCAAAGCCCUGGACUAUUUGGCCAUUGGCGUCCAUGAACUCGCGGCAAUCAGUGAGAGAAGAAUCGAAAGGCUGUGCAACCCUUCACUCAGCGAGCUGCCUGCCUUCCUGGUGGCUGAAGGAGGCCUGAACUCUGGCUUCAUGAUAGCCCACUGCACCGCAGCAGCCCUGGUUUCUGAGAACAAGGCUCUGUGCCACCCUUCGUCGGUGGAUUCACUCUCUACCAGCGCUGCCACGGAGGACCACGUCUCCAUGGGAGGAUGGGCAGCCAGGAAGGCCCUCAGGGUCAUCGAGCAUGUAGAACAAGUGUUGGCCAUCGAGCUCCUAGCUGCCUGCCAGGGCAUAGAGUUUCUACGCCCCCUGAAAACAACCACUCCGCUGGAGAAGGUUUACGACCUGGUGCGCUCUGUAGUCAGGCCCUGGAUAAAAGAUCGCUUCAUGGCCCCGGACAUCGAAGCAGCCCACAGGCUACUUCUGGAGCAAAAGGUUUGGGAAGUUGCUGCACCAUACAUUGAGAAAUACAGAAUGGAACACAUCCCGGAGUCCAGACCACUUUCUCCAACUGCGUUUUCAUUAGAAUCCCUGCGAAAGAAUUCAGUCACCAUCCCCGAGUCCGACGAUCUUUAAUGGGCUUCCUCGUGGUGGGGCACAUCGGAUGUGCCUGAGUCCAGCACAGCAGUGGUGUGCCGAAGGGGAGGCCCAGGAACUGCCCAUGAUGUAUAGAACUCAUCUCUUUUCAAACAUGCUCUGGUUAGGCCCGUGGCAGAAUGCAGCCGCUGGCUCCAGAGCCUUGUUGCCAUGGUGGCUGGCUCGAGAGCCUUGUUCUUGUUGCCAUGGUUCAAGGAGUGCUGGCUGUCUUUAGGUGGUGGCGUUUUCUUUCUUGGCCCAUUCGUUUUUUAAGGAUGGCCAUAAUUCCUUAGGUCUGUUUUUACUCGUAGUCUUAGGGAAAUCAUUAUUUCAGAACAUUCUUCUUAAAAACAUUAGAUUUUUGUGAACUUCUAAAAGCUUAUCUAUAGAAACUCUUGACUGACUUUCUCCGAUCGAUUGGACCAUACCAUAACCUGACAAAUAUGCCUCAAUUCAGAGUUUGUUCUUAAGCCUUUCCUCCUUCUGCUAAUUGAAUCAUAGAAAAAAAGUCUUGAGCAAGGGGAGCUAGCUCAGGGGGUGCAUGAUUGAGUUCAUAGUGAGGAUCCAAAUUGAGUUCAGAUCAUGAGCUUCAAUGUAAAAAAAGCCGGGUGCGGUAGUAUGCACCUGAAUGCUGGGGGGACAGAGGUGGGCAGCUCCUGGGGUCUCACUGCUCAGCCCGUCUUGCAGAAAUAGUGAAUUCCAGGUUCCGUGAGACACCCUGCCUCAGAGCAAUGGUGCAGGAAGUGCUAGACAAAGACAUAUAACAUUUACCUUCUGGGCUCCACAUGUGCACAGGAGCAAGUGCACAUGUAAACAUACACAUUCACACACACACACACACACACACACACACACACACACACGAGGAGGGGAACAGGUUUGAAGCCAUUAACUACAGAGGUUACCAGUUCUUUUCUGGGGAGUUGCUUUUGGUUCUUCUCUGUGCCCUGUGCUUUAAUCACCCCUCAAAGAAUGAAAAGGAGUUAGGGGGUUGAACAUAAAGAUUGCUCUGGCCUCGCCAUGCCUUCCGUAUUUCUCCACGCACUACACAUAUCUCCUAAACGCUUGGUCAUGUGCUCAAGUUGAAGUUCCAAGUUAGUCCUGUCCCCUCCCAUAACUUAGUACUCCAUUCACCUGUCUGUAAUAACUUUGCUAAGCAUCCGCCUGUUGCACCGAUGAAGCAUUUGGGUGUGGGGGUGGGAGCCAACCCACUGCCAGCAAUAGGUAAUCAUUAAAAUUUGAGUUUUGUUGACUCAGGUCAGAUGGGGCCUUCAGAUACGUUGCCCAAUCUCUGGCUCUCCCUCAAGCAGAUAAAGAAGACUGUGUAAGUGUUCAGAAGGGUCACGUGACCUCGUGACAUCCCAAGGCAAAGAUCAAUGACUUUAUACCCAUCACUGUAAAGGUGUACAAAACCCUGCGUGUGCAAGGGUCUGGAAGUGUGGCUAGAAAGACUGUAGUUGGUUAGCAGAAAACACAUGCCAGCAUCCCUCCCUGAUCACGGACUACAGGGGUGCAAGAGGUAACCCCCAGUCCACUGCCACUCUUCUGAGCAUGCCUUGUUCACAAUCACUGCCUUCAGCAACUCAAGAGGUGAAAAAGGGCCCAGGAACAGGCUUAACUGCAGGUUAUUCUUGGUGUUGCUUUUUGUUGAAUGUCAACACACACACACACACACACACACACACACACACAGAGCUUACUCAUUCUACCCAAGCUGCAGCAGAGGCAGCGAACCCCAGCAGAGAGCUGUUCCCAGUUCGGCAAUGCUGGCUUCCUGUCCACCUCUGUCUUUCUUUGACAGAUGUCAUCCCUAGGUUUUGUAUAGAGCUCUGUUAGUUCCCAGUCUUCAAGAGUAUAUGGGAGAUAAGGGGCAAGCUGUGUCAAUGGCUUGCUAUCAUGAUGUUCUUUGACUGGGGAGAAAUUGAGCCUAGGGACAUGCACUGGCAGUGAGCUGCACUCCUAUCUCCUACUUUUAUUUGUUUUGAACAAAGUUUAGCACCUAAUAUUUGCUUUUCUGUUGCUGUGAGAGAACACUGGGAACAAAAGCUGCUUUGGCAGAGGAAAGGGUUUCUUCCGGUUUACACUCCCAUGGACGGUUCAUCACCGUAGGCAGUCAGGGCAGCAAUCUGGAGGAAUGCCGCUUGCUGCCUGUUGACUCUUAAUUAUUUUACACACCCCAGGCCCAGUUGCCUAGGGUUGGGGCCACCCACAGUGGGUUGGGUCUUCCCCACCAAUUACCAAUCAAGAUAAUCCUUCACAAACGUGACCACAGGGAUGUAGGCGGUCCCUCAGCUGAGCCUUCCCAGUUGACUCUAGGCCCUAACAAGGUAAGAACUGUAGUUUACUAGGACUCACCUUGACCUCUUUAGACAAAGCGAGGGGAGCUAGUCAGGUUUCUGAAAGACCCAAUCAGAAAAAGCUAACAGAUCUGAGACAAUGUGCUAAGCCCAGGGCCUUGCCUGUGGAGAGGUGGCAAAUGAGCUGGCAGAUCAGGGUUCCCUUCCUCGGGGUGCUUGGCUGGGUUUCUUCGCUGAGGGCGGUAGGAGAACGCGAGUCCUCAAGCAUAAAGUUUGCCAAAACUUUUGUUGUCACAUCUGCUGAUUCCCUAGUGGCCAACACAAGCCGCGUGGCAAACCAGAGCCUGAUAUUAUACGGCAUAGACAUAUGACUUAGAAUACAUUCUCAAACCAUCUACCCAGUUCAUAAAACCUAAUAAACAUGUGGAAAGAGA
Messenger RNA from Alexandromys fortis (reed vole), 4784 nucleotides. It is a transcript of the gene Hal, whose product is annotated as histidine ammonia-lyase. Lineage: Eukaryota; Metazoa; Chordata; Mammalia; Rodentia; Cricetidae. The transcript is spliced from 20 exons. Bases 80 to 2053 code for a protein of 657 amino acids. Gene Ontology annotation, cellular component: cytoplasm. Gene Ontology annotation, molecular function: histidine ammonia-lyase activity. Gene Ontology annotation, biological process: L-histidine catabolic process. The record is from RefSeq and is a predicted model, not a curated record.